AUGGAACAUUCGUCCCCGUUGGCUGCCAUGCAGCCCCCCUCGGUGAUGUUCGGGCAUUGCUUUCGUGCAGAUGCACCGACUUCCUAUACUUCUUUCAGUCCAAUGCGUGGACUGGGCCACAAGAAUUUCAACUUCAAAGACCUCUCCAUGAAGAAAGGCCAUGGGGACUAUUUUAAUGUGAAACCCGUUCGAGGCUCGUCUCCCACGGCUAGCCUCGCCGCGGAUCUGUCUCAAAAUUUUCACAUUGAUCAAAGUCCGCAGCUGACUACGCCCCGGCGGUCUUUGUUCACUGCGAGUCUACUCGGGAAUAGUAACCGGUGUGCAGAGUCUAUGACCACACCUCCACUACCCGCGUCCUCGCCUGCUCCGGCCAUGGAUAUCAUGGAAAUGUCCCCGUUACCGCAUAAGCCGGCAUUCGGCCUUCUGAAUGAAGCCGAACUUGACUCGCCUAGCCUGGCUACAAUGGAUACUCCGAUGAUGUCUGCCGCCGCUAGCCCACUCGAGGAAUCGCCGCUCGUCCAGCAAAAGGAUAGCCUGCAAGAGAGAAGACGUCCGACCUUCUUGCGGCCAAGUUUAGCCAGGAGCAAAGCCCAGACCUUUCAGCUGGGCAUGACCAAACCCGCCCCGGAGAGCCAGGCACCACCAUUCAAGUUCCAGAGCAAAGGAGGGAAAACAUCGCUGAGCGCAUCUGCAUCACUGGAGGACAUGUUCAACGAGUCACCACAGCGGGAACGGCCAUCAUUGAGUCGCCACUCCAGCGGAAUCCUGAUCAAUCCCCGACUGAGACCCCAACUUGGAAGCAGUGGGAGCCAUGUCCGCGGCAAUGGCUCGCCCACGGCGGCUUCGAUCCGCAAAAAUUCCCACCCGAUGACGCGCCCUCGGAAGCAGUGCCGACGCUCGCUGAGCAUGUUUGAGCACCCGGAGGAUAUUGUUGUCGAUAAAGAGGCUAACUAUACUACAAAUGCACCACUUCCGUCGAUCCCCGACAUUGAAGGAACCCCGAGCCUGCAGCUCCCUCACACCUUUUCUGAGGACCAGGCCGAUACACUGCCUCGCAUCGAUAAGAGUAUCCUCGUGGAGCUCCUGGAUGGCAAGUACAAUGAUCGUUUCGAUAACAUCAUGGUCGUCGACUGCCGCUUCGAGUAUGAGUACGAGGGCGGGCACAUCACCGGAGCCGUCAACUAUAACGACAAGGACUUUCUGGCCGCCGAACUCUUCGCAAGCCCAAAGCCGCGGACGGCCUUGGUCUUUCAUUGUGAAUAUUCCGCCCAUCGGGCCCCGAUCAUGGCGAAGUAUAUCCGCCAUAAGGAUCGUGCCUAUAACGUGGACCAAUAUCCGCACCUUAGCUAUCCCGACAUGUACAUUCUGGAGGGUGGCUACAGCGCAUUCUUUGCGGAACACCGGACCUUGUGCUAUCCACAAAAUUAUGUUGAGAUGAGCGCCAAGGAACACGAGUUUGCCUGCGAGCGUGGCCUCGGGAAGGUCAAGCAGAGGUCCAAGCUCAACCGAGCGCAGACGUUUGCCUUUGGUCAGCACUCUCCUCAGAUGGAAGACAGUCCCACGGGGAGGUGUCGCAAUAACGCUGGUGACCGCAACCGGUUCCUCGGGUCCCCAUUCGCUGAGAGUCCAGCAUCUGGACGCUUCUCCGGCCGACGCAUGCUUUCCUACUGA
Aspergillus vadensis CBS 113365 is the source of this 1671-nucleotide messenger RNA. It is a transcript of the gene nimT, whose product is annotated as putative tyrosine protein phosphatase MIH1. Gene Ontology annotation, biological process: G2/M transition of mitotic cell cycle; positive regulation of G2/M transition of mitotic cell cycle; positive regulation of G2/MI transition of meiotic cell cycle. Gene Ontology annotation, molecular function: protein tyrosine phosphatase activity. The coding region runs from base 1 to 1671 and encodes 556 amino acids. Gene Ontology annotation, cellular component: nucleus; cytoplasm. Lineage: Eukaryota; Fungi; Ascomycota; Eurotiomycetes; Eurotiales; Aspergillaceae. The transcript is spliced from 4 exons. The record is from RefSeq and is a predicted model, not a curated record.